UUACAUACGAAUAUCUUGUUUGAUUUGCUAUUUGGUAAAUUUUGUGUUAGCAAGAGCGAUAUAGAUUUCAUCAGUCAGCAUAAUCCGGCUAUAAAACGAUUUGACCGUCUUUGUGUAAGCUUGUUAUAUUGGAAAUAACAUUGAGUGAGGAAAGAACGCACUUAAAGAUCGACAUUGUCUACUGAUAAAAGAUGGAAAUACUUGGAGUGGUGGAGUUGCCGGGUUGGCUCGUUGGUAUUACAGUGUUCAUACUGACGGUUUGCCUGUACACAUGGUACAAACAAUCUUAUUUUAAGCGUCUUGGAAUACCAACAAAACCAACCGUCUUUUUCUUUGGGGACUUCUUUAUACUUACAAAAAAGGGUUUUGGGUAUAUAGAUUAUCAAAUGGUGAAGGAAAAUGGAAAGAUAUUUGGGUUGUUUCUUGGCAAUAUUCCAACACUUGUCAUAAGUGACGCAGAUAUAAUUAAGCAAAUUAUGGUGAAGGAGUUUUCCAAAUUCACUGACCGCGUGUCUGUUGUUAAAGUGACAAAGAUUUGGAGGUCAGCAGUGUCUGUUGCAAGUGGUGACCACUGGAGGUUCUUGCGAUCUACUCUAAGUCCAACAUUUACUACAGGAAAAAUACGAGAGAUGAACCCGUAUAUACAUAAAUGCAUGGAUACAUUACAAGAGUUGUUAGAUGAUAAGAUCGAGAAAAGUCCCGAAGGUUUUGACGUUAUGCCAAAUAUAAAAGGUUAUACGUUGGAUGUCAUAUGCAGUACGGGUUUCGGACUUGAUGUUGACGCACAAAAGGACCCAGAUAAUCUAAUCAUCAAAUAUGCACGAGAGUUCCUAGAGUUCAAAGGAUCUAGAAAUCCAUUUUUUCUUAUCAAUGUGUUUUUCCCAGAUGUAAGCAAUUUGUUCGGCAAAUAUUUAGAAACAAGUAUUGUAUCGAAGGAGGCCAUGGAUUUUUACAAAAGCACGCUAACACAGGCUUUCAAUGAUAGAAAAAAGGCUCAAUCGAAACACCGAGAUCUCCUACAGUUGUUAAUCAAUACACAUAAAGGAGGCGAUAUUGAUGACAAAGAAACUGACGACGCUGAAGAGGCAGUCACAUAUGAAGGCUUCAAACAAAGAGGUUUGAAUGAUACUGAGGUUCUGAUUAAUUCUAUAAUAUUUAUGGUUGCUGGUUAUGAUACAACAGCGACUACUCUGUCAUGGAUAAUUUAUGAUCUUGCUAUAAACACUGACUGUCAGGAUAAACUUGUACAGGAGAUAGAUACAGAAAUUGGGGAUGCGGACACUACUUAUGACAAUGUAUUCAAGCUGGGAUACCUCGACAUGAUUGUGAACGAAUCACUGCGGAUGCACCCGCCAGCUCAAAGAUUGAACCGCCUGGCUUUAGAGGAUGUUGAGAUAAAUGGGCUACAGAUCAAGAAAGGCAUGGACUGUACAAUGUCCGUAUUGGCACUUCAUUAUAUGCCGGAAUACUGGGAGAAUCCCAAUAAAUAUGAUCCAGAGAGGUUUGCACCGGAAAAUAAAGACAAAAUAAACCAGUAUGCAUACAUGCCGUUUGGUCAAGGUCCGAGGAACUGCAUAGGAAAGCGUUUGGCUCUUCUGGAGGUCAAGGCCACCAUUGUGACAUUGUUAAAACGUUACAGAAUACACAAGACAGAUCAGCUUGAAGUACCGAUGCCUACAUCACCUCUUGGACUAGGUAAACCUGCGAAACCUGUUGUUGUGAGAUUGGAAAAGAGGACGAAAAAGUCGUAAAUAGAUCUUCCCAGAGUUUGAACACUUCGAUGGGAAGUCAUCCGUUCUUUUAUAUACAUGUGUCUAUAUAUAUAACAGUAAUAAUUAUACAUGUUUUAUAAAAAGUUUGACUAUGAACUUAUUUUUGUAUGUAAUGCGCUUGAUUUUCUAUGACUCUAUAAAAAAUAUUUACUGCUGAUAGUUUGAAUAGAAAGAAACAUCAUCUGCUAACUUUUGAAUUGAAUGGAACAUCAUCUGUUUGUUUUUGAAUUGAAUAGAACAUUAUCUGUUUGUUUUUGACUUGAAUAGAACAUCAUCUGUUUGUUUUUGAAUUGAAUAGAACAUCAUCUGUUUGUUUUUGAAUUGAAUAGAACAUCAUCUGUUUGUUUUUGAAUUGAAUAGAACAUCAUCUGUUUGUUUUUGAAUUGAAUGUAACACCGUCUGUUUGUUUUUGAAUUGAAUGUAACACCGUCUGUUUGCUUUAAAUUGUACGGAACAUCAUCUUUUUGUUUUAAAAUUGACUUGAACAUCGUUUGGUUUUAAAUAUCUAAACCUUCAGAUAUUAUAAGCAUACCAUUUCAAAAAUAUAUGUUUAUGUAUAUAAACCGUAUAAAUUAGAUAGAUAUUGACAUUAUUUAAAUGUAUUUCGAGUCGGAGGCUUUUUAACACAUGUAAAUUUGAAAUAAACUGAAUGGAAUAUUAAAAUCGGUUACAAAAUUUGAAAUACUUGAACGACGGUACAAUAUCUAGGAUGUGUAUGAUGAGUAUUAAUAAACAGUUUUCAAUUUAA
Molecule: messenger RNA, 2520 nt
Organism: Ruditapes philippinarum (Manila clam)
Lineage: Eukaryota; Metazoa; Mollusca; Bivalvia; Venerida; Veneridae
Product: cytochrome P450 3A6-like
Exons: 15
Coding region: 192-1751 (519 amino acids)
Molecular function (GO): iron ion binding; oxidoreductase activity, acting on paired donors, with incorporation or reduction of molecular oxygen; heme binding
Source: RefSeq, a predicted model, not a curated record